CGGACGCGGGAAGGGCGUGUCGAGUUGAGAUGGGAGGAGGGUCACGUCAAGAGCCAGCCAGAAUGGUGGGGAGUGAUAUGCAGUUCUGCCUGCGGUGGAACAACUUUGGCACAACAAUGACAGCAGCACUCCACUCCCUUCAUGAAGGGGGGGAUUUUGUUGAUGUGACAUUGGCAGCUGAUGGUGUGCAGCUGAAAGCCCAUAAACUUGUCCUCUCAGCAUGUAGCCCAUAUUUUCGAGAUAUUUUAAAGAAUAAUCCAUGUCAGCACCCAGUGAUCAUCUUAAGGGAUGUACCCAUAGAAGAUCUUGAAGCAGUAUUAGCCUUCAUGUAUGAAGGUCAAGUUAAUGUGUCUCAGACACGACUCCACACAUUUAUGAAACUUGCAGAGGCACUCCAGGUGCGCGGCUUGACAGACACACAGACAGCAAGAGCGCGCGUUGAAAAGGUUUUUAUCUCUUAAUUUAUUUUUCUGAAGCAAGUAGGCCUAAUUCAUAACAGAAAAAAGUGAAUAUAGAGUUUAGAUUCGCCUAGAUUACCAAUUCUAACUCAUAGGAUGAUUACUAGAUGAUUGAUUUAAUUUUAUCCUUACUAUAUAUUUUUUUCACCCUCUUUUUUGCAUUUGUUUUUAUUUCCUAUAAUAGUAAGGCCAUAGUUGAGAAACUUAUUUUUGUGUGUGUGUGUGUGAAGUUACUCUUUGUUAUCAUAAGAAGAAUGUAAUACUUUGAAAUUGAUAUAAAGUGUUGUCACUACACAACAAAUUUGAGUCUCAGAAAAAAAAACUCUUCUGGGGCAGCCUACUGCAACAUUCUGUCUCUCACAUUUAUGUAUUCAGUCUCUCUGUGUCUCUCCCACACAUUCAUUCAUUUAUUUACUCACUAUCUCAUUUAUUCAUUCAUCAGUUUUCUCAUUUUCUCCCUUUUUUCAUUCUCAAAUUGACGGUCUUCCUCUGUAAACUUGUCCUGCUGCACCUCAGCCUCAUAUGCCAUAUCACUGUUAUAUCAGUAAAACAGAUAUCACUCAAGAAAUUCAGCUGAUACGAGAAAAUAUUGAGCCAGUUGUACUUCAGGCACAAUGUAACAUGUAUCUAGACUAAUACAUUUCUUUUUCUU
Molecule: messenger RNA, 1110 nt
Organism: Penaeus vannamei (Pacific white shrimp)
Lineage: Eukaryota; Metazoa; Arthropoda; Malacostraca; Decapoda; Penaeidae
Source: RefSeq, a predicted model, not a curated record